This is a messenger RNA of Thyridium curvatum, 3549 nucleotides long. RefSeq lists its product as uncharacterized. The record is from RefSeq and is a predicted model, not a curated record. Gene Ontology annotation, molecular function: intramolecular lyase activity; geranylgeranyl diphosphate synthase activity; oxidoreductase activity. Gene Ontology annotation, biological process: carotenoid biosynthetic process. Lineage: Eukaryota; Fungi; Ascomycota; Sordariomycetes; Thyridiales; Thyridiaceae. Bases 1 to 3549 code for a protein of 1182 amino acids. The transcript has 4 exons.
AUGGCAUAUGAUUAUGCUUUCGUGCACUUGAAGUUCACUAUUCCUCUGGCAGCGGUCCUCACUGCUCUAGCCUAUCCGUUUCUGAACCGCACUUGUGUAUACAAGAUUUCCAUUCUUGUCUGCAUCGCGGUCCUAUCUACGAUACCCUGGGACUCUUAUCUGAUUCGCACCAACGUCUGGACAUACCCGCCAGACGCCAUCAUUGGCCCACGGUUGUAUGAUAUCCCGGCAGAGGAGGUGUUCUUCUUUGUCAUACAGACGUACAUCACCUCCUUGAUCUAUGUCCUCUUCCAAAAACCCCUCUUGCAUGUCGAGUAUCUCGGGCGAGAUGUUCAGCGACGCGUCAGACGUACCAAGUGGCUCGUCCAGGGCGUCCUAGGACUUGCCGUUGGUACAGGCGCCCUGUGUGUCAGCUUCGGCGCAAAGUACACAUACAUCGGUCUUAUCCUGCUGUGGGCCGCGCCUUUUCUGCUGAUAAGUUGGACCUUUGGAGGGAUCUUCAUACUGAGACUGCCCAGCUGGAGCAUCGCCUUGCCCGUCUUUCUACCUACGGUUUGCCUGUGGAUGGUGGAUGAGCUCGCCCUUGGGAACGGAACGUGGGCGAUUCAGCCUGGCACAAAACUGGGCAUCUGCCUCUGGGGUAGCCUGGAUAUCGAAGAAGCCGUCUUCUUUCUCGCUACCAAUGCCCUGAUAGUGGUCGGAUUGGCUGCUUUCGACUAUGGCCUUGCCAUUCUCGAGGCAUUCCCAGCCCUGUUCCCUCGAGUGCCCGAGUGCUUCUCGCCCAUGCUGCUCAUCAGAGCUUUCAUGGUCCCUGGAAAGGAAUACGACAUGGCGAGGCUCAUGGGGAUCCGAGAUGCAGCUCGACGUCUUCGACACAAGAGCCGCAGCUUUCACAUCGCCAGCAGCGCUUUCCACGGCCGACUGAGAAUUGAUCUGAUGUUGCUAUACUCGUUCUGCCGUAUGGCCGACGACUUGAUAGACAAUGCAGAAACGACGAGUGACCAAGGCAAGUGGCUCGAAAAGCUUCAGAGGUUCCUCGACCUGAGCUGUGAUGACCGGAAGAAGUCACCAAAAGAUCCAAAGGUUCAGAAGUACAUUCAGGAGCAAUUUCCUCGACCAACCUGGUCGGCCCUGUCGCUGCUUCCCACGGAAAAGCUCCCGAGACAGCCCCUGAAUCAGCUCCUGGAAGGCUUUCAGACCGAUGUCGAUGCAGACCGCGACAAGGAACUAGAGUUUCCUAUUAAGGAUGAAAACGCUCUUGACAGGUACUCGGCGUGCGUCGCGAGCACUGUGGGCGAACUUUGCAUGUGCUUGAUCUUCAGCCACGUUGAACAGACUCGUGGCUACCAGAUCAGCAAGAGCGAAAAGUCUCGGCUGCACAAGGCAGCGUGGACAAUGGGCAUCGCCCUCCAGUGCGUCAACAUCGCGCGGGAUAUCCAGGUCGACGCCGAGAUGGGCAGGGUUUACAUCCCGACUACAUGGCUCAAGGAGGAAGGGCUGGCUCCUCGGGAUGUGCUGGAGCACCCUCAAGGACCGGCAAUACAGCGACUACGGACUCGGCUGCUAGACAAAGCGUUUGGAUUGUACCGUGAGGCACGGCCUACUAUGGACCACAUCCCCAAGGAGGCCAGAGCUCCCAUGAUCGCUGCUGUGGAGAGCUAUAUGGAGAUUGGGAGGGUCAUCAGAGAGAGGAAGGACUACACGGUGAAAAGCGCCGGAGCAGGCGGCAUAGCCACGGCAGCCCGCCUCGCCAGGGCAGGCCUGCAGGUCACCGUGCUCGAGAAGAACGAGCACACGGGCGGCCGCUGCAGCACCCUCCGCCACGGCGCCUACCGCUUCGACCAGGGGCCCUCCCUGCUGCUCCUGCCGCGGCUCUUCCGCGAGGCCUUCCACGACCUCGACACCUCGCUCGAGGCCGAGGGGGUCGACCUGCUGCGCUGCCCCGGGGGCGCAAACUACGACGUCUGGUUCCCCGACGGCGACCGCUUCCGCCAGUCGGCCGACCUGGCCCUGACAAAAGCGCAAAUCGAGCGCCUCGAAGGGCCCCAGGGCUUCGAGCGGUACCUGGCCUGGAUGGCCGAGGCGCACCGGCACUACGAGCUGAGCCAGGAGCACGUGCUGCACCGCAACUUCACCUCCGUGCUCGACCUGCUGCGCGUGCGCUUCCUGGCGGCGGCGCUGCGGCUGCACCCCUUCGAGAGCAUCUGGCGCCGCGCGGGGCGGUACUUUGCCACCGAGAAGCUGCGCCGCGUCUUCACCUUCGCCACCAUGUACAUGGGCAUGAGCCCGUUCGACGCGCCGGCCACGUACAGCCUGCUGCAGUACGCGGAGCAGGCCGAGGGCGUGUGGUACCCGCGCGGCGGGUUCCACGAGGUGCUCCGGGCGCUGGCGGGCGUCGGGCAGAGGCUCGGCGCGCGGUACCGGCUGGGCUGCCCCGUGGCGCGGAUCCUGACCGACGGAGGCGGCGGCGACGGCAGCGGAGGCGAGGCCGAGGCGGCGAGGGGCGUCGUGCUCGAGUCCGGCGAGGUCCUGCGCGCGGACGUGGUGGUCGUCAACGCGGACCUGGUCUACGCGUACAGCAACCUGUUCCCGGCGACCGCCGAGACCGAGCCGUACGCCCGGUCGCUGCGGGCGCGCAGGGCGUCGUGCAGCUCGCUGUCCUUCUACUGGAGCCUGUCGGAGAAGGUGCCCGAGCUGUCGACGCACAACAUCUUCCUGGCGGACGAGUACCGCGGCUCCUUCGACGCCAUCUUCCGGCACCGGUCGCUGCCCGCGGAGCCCAGCUUCUACGUCAACGUGCCCAGCCGCGUCGACCCCACCGCCGCGCCCGAGCGCGGCGACGCGGUGAUCGCGCUGGUGCCCGUGGGCCACCUGCGCGGGUCCAGGGGCCGUUUCGAGGAGGACGGAGAGGGGCAGGAGGGCCUGCCGGCGGACGAGGAGGAGGAGGAGUGGGCGAAGCUCGUCGACCGGGCGCGCGAGGCGGUGCUGUCUGUCGUGCGCGAGCGGACGGGCUGCAGGCCCCUGGGGGACCUCAUCCAGCACGAGAUGGUCAACACGCCGCUGACGUGGCAGGACAAGUUCAACCUCGACAAGGGCGCCAUCCUGGGCCUGAGCCACGACUUCUUCAACGUGCUUGCCUUCCGGCCGAGGACCAGGGCCAAGGGGUUGAAGAAUGCCUACUUUGUGGGAGCCAGUACGCACCCUGGUACGGGGGUGCCCAUCGUGUUGGCUGGAGCCAAGAUCACGGCCGAGCAGGUCCUGGAGGAUCUGGGGGUGGAGAUACCAUGGCGGGAGAAGGAGCUGUGCGAACAGGAUCGAGUGGUGGUGCAGGACGGAUCAACGCAUCGACUGGACAAGGUACAAGACCUGUUGUGGACUGUGGAGGAUGUUGUCAUUGUGCUUGGAGGGCUGCUGGUCUCGGGCUUUGUGUUGGCGUACCUGGUUCCGUCGGGGCACGACACCCUGCUCGUCUCUGGAGGAGUGCUGUUGACGGCAUGCACGUUGGCAUAUCUCCUAUCCUCGGAGAGCAGGUUUGGAGGCGAUUGGUGA